Messenger RNA from Struthio camelus australis, 2037 nucleotides. The record is from RefSeq and is a predicted model, not a curated record. Lineage: Eukaryota; Metazoa; Chordata; Aves; Struthioniformes; Struthionidae.
AUGGAGAAGGAGGCGGGAUUUGGGUUGGCAAAGGAAGUGGGAGCAGCUCCUUCCUCACUUAUUUUCAUUUUCUCCCCCACUGCCUCUCAUUGUGGAAGGAACUCUUUGGUGUAUCCUUAUGACUUCAGAUUAACAGAAAAAGAGAAAACUAGUAUCUGCUACUUGUCCUUCCCAGACUCCUACUCAGGUGGCCUGGGGGAUACUCAGUUUAGCUUCCGCCUUCGUCAGUCUGGGGGACAGAGGACCGCUCAUUAUGAGGAUGAUGGCGAGUACAAUAGAGAAGCGCCCCUAACACUACAGCGGGAGUCAGCUCAUUACUUUGGUUAUGUAUACUUCAGGCAAGUCAAGGACAGCUCAAUGAAGAGAGGUUAUUUUCAGAAGUCUUUGGUGCUAGUGUCGCGCCUUCCAUAUGUGAACUUGUUCCAGUCAUUGCUGCAACUGAUUGCACCGGAAUACUUUGAUAAGCUGGAGCCGUGCUUGGAGGCAGUGUGCAAUGAGAUUGAUCAGUGGCCGCCUCCUGUGCCAGGGCAGACUUUGAACCUUCCAGUGAUGGGAGUUGUAAUUCAGGUGAGAAUCCCAUCCAGGGUGGAUAAGCCAGGAUCAAGCCCACUGAAGCAAUUUAAUCAAGAGAAUCUGUUACCAGCCCCACUGGUUCUCCCCAGUAUUCAUGAACUGGAUCUUUUCAGAUGUUUCCAGCCAGUGUUAAUUCAUAUCCAGAUGUUAUGGGAGCUGAUGUUACUAGGAGAGCCAAUUGUUGUAAUGGCACCAUCCCCGACAAUUUCUUCGGAAAUGGUUCUGGCACUUACCAGCUGUCUUGCUCCACUGAAGUACUGUUGUGACUACCGUCCCUAUUUCACUAUCCAUGAUAGUGAAUUUAAAGAGUACACCACCAGGACACAAGCUCCGCCAAACAUCGUUGUGGGAGUCACAAACCCUUUCUUCAUCAAAACACUCCAGCACUGGCCACACAUUCUUCGGGUUGGAGAGCUCAGAAUGUCAGGAGACCUGCCCAAGCAAGUUAAGGUGAAGAAGCUAACCAAACUAAAAACUCUAGACACAAAACCAGGAAUCUACACCUCUUAUAAAACUUUUCUUCACAAAGACAAAACGCUGAUAAAAAGAUUAUUAAAGGGGAUUCAGCGGAAACGCCCGUCUGAAGUCCAAAGCGCCCUUUUGAGGCGUCACCUCCUGGAGCUCACCCAGAGUUUCAUUAUUCCACUGGAGCAUUAUAUUGCAAGUCUGAUGCCCCUGCAGAGAGCCAUUACUCCAUGGAAGAAUCCCCCGCAGAUUCGUCCGUUCCGACAGGAAGAUUUCAUGAAGACCCUUGAGCAUGCUGGUCCCCAACUUACCUGUGUACUUAAAGGUGACUGGUUAGGCCUCUACAGGCGUUUUUUCAAGUCUCCCAACUUUGAUGGCUGGUACCGUCAGAGGCACAAGGAAAUGACCCAGAAACUGGAAGCCCUUCACUUGGAAGCAAUCUGUGAAGCGAACAUUGUGGCCUGGAUGAAGGACAAGUCGGAGGUGGAGAUUGUAGACCUGGUGCUAAAACUACGUGAGAAGCUGGUAAGAGCCAGGUGCCAGCAUCUCCCUGUGAAGGAGGAAACUCUUCAGAGGGUGGGCCUUUAUAUUGAGACCAUCAUUGGCUCAUUGCCAGAGGAUCUCCAGACAGUGCUGCAUCACCACUGAGCAAAAUGAGGGGACUCUACUGGAGAAGGAAGGGCCCUCCCACCUUAUUCCAAGUGUGGACAGCCACAGUUGCAUUUGGAAAGGAAACUUCUCUGACAUCCAGCUGACAUCAGCUGAUCUGAAUUUUGCUCGUAAACGUGUAUGAUUUUGAACACGUGAGCAUGUAGAUCAGAGCUGUAGCAGAAAUGGCGAACCAUGUGCACUUUUUUCUGCCCAGUCCUGCUUUGAGGAACUGGGUUAGGGAUCCGUAAAUGAACAACCGUUCCCUGUGUAGCCACACAGGGAGUAGUAUGUCCGAAAGUGGCAGGCAGGCUUCCAGCAGCAUGUGAUAGGCCGUUUGUUGCCCAUGUA